Amphiprion ocellaris (clown anemonefish) is the source of this 2172-nucleotide messenger RNA. RefSeq names its product RIC8 guanine nucleotide exchange factor B (gene ric8b). Gene Ontology annotation, molecular function: G-protein alpha-subunit binding; guanyl-nucleotide exchange factor activity. Gene Ontology annotation, biological process: G protein-coupled receptor signaling pathway. The transcript is spliced from 10 exons. NCBI's taxonomy places the organism in Eukaryota, Metazoa, Chordata, Actinopteri, Pomacentridae. The coding region runs from base 133 to 1758 and encodes 541 amino acids. The record is from RefSeq and is a predicted model, not a curated record. Gene Ontology annotation, cellular component: plasma membrane; cytoplasm.
GAGACAGUCUGGGGAGUUUCCCUGUUGACAGCAGCAGUUAGCCUGCCAGCUAGCUCCCUAGCUAGCCGCACUACAUUCACUGGUAACUAAGCUAAAGCUAAGCUAACCAUCCGUGCUCUUCAGAUAUCCACCAUGGAUUUGAAUACCAUCUUGUCGCAACUUGAAACUGCCAACGAGGAGGACAUAGAGAAGCUCUUGCAGCAGUAUAAUCGAGAGAACAUUCACACCUUCAGUUUUGACCAAAAGGAGGAAACCCUGCGGAGUAAGCUGUGUCAGAGCGUUUUGACAGUACUGGGGAGGCAGGUGCAGCCCAGCUGUCAGAAGACAUGUCUGGAGACCCUCCGCAUCCUGUCCAGAGACAAGCGUGUCCUCGCACCUGUAGCCACCAGGGAGGGCAUGCUGAUCCUGGGAGGGAUGGCGAGGCUGCGAGCCGGACAGGAGGAAGGUGACAACCAGAACAGCUCUCAGGAUUGCACACAGUCAGAGGAGGAGGAGAGGGUGGUGGUGGAGGCCUUGAAGUGCCUAUGCAACGUGGUGUACAACAGCCCUGCAGCUCAGCAGGUCAGCGUGGACGUGCAGCUGGCUCAUGGUCUUUGUGCCAGCCUGCGCACCGCCCGCUCAUGGCACCACGAGGUGGGCCUGUUCACGCUGCGCCUUCUCUUCCUGCUGUCUGCCCUCCAGCCUGAUGUGAGAGGGGUGUUGAGGAGACAGUGGCACGCUGUGAGGCUGCUGACCGAGGUGCUGGAGCUCACCCUGGAUGUGCGCUGGGUCGGUCCCUAUGAAGCCGCCCGUCCGGACCCUCAGGCCCUCCCCAUGCCUGCGGAGGACAAUGAGCGAGCGAUGGAAGCUCUCAAAGCCUUGUUCAACCUCACGCUGUCUGAAGCUGGUGGUGAGGAGGACAACCACCAGUUCCGACUCAUUGCUGCCAUCCUGCGCCACCUGUUGAUGCUGAAGACCGAGACAGAGGAGAAGACAGAGGAAGCACACAGCCAUGCUGUCAAUCUACUCAACAACCUGCCCGUGUCCUGUCUGGACGUAUUGAUUGACGUCCCUGUCCAGGGAGGACAAGAGAAAUAUGGCAGGAAAAACAUGGAUGCAGUCCAGGUUUUAUUAGACUUCAUGGAGAAAAGGAUCGACAAGCAGGGCUCCAACUUCAAAGAGGGUUUGACUCCAGUGCUCAGCCUUUUGACUGAAGGAUCCAGACACCACAGGGAGAUCCGCAGAUACAUCAAAGCUCAGGUACUUCCCCCGUUGAAAGAUGUGAAGAUCAGACCAGAGAUUGGCACCACCAUCAGAAACAAGCUGGUUCGCCUUAUGACACACGUGGAUAUGGGUGUGAAGCAGACGGCUGCAGAGUUUCUCUUUGUUUUGUGCAAAGAAAGCGUGGACAACCUGUUGAAGUACACGGGGUAUGGAAACGCAGCAGGACUCCUCGUGGCUCGAGGACUUCUAGCAGGAGGAAGAGGAGAGACUCAGUACUCUGAAGACGAAGACUCAGACACAGAGGAAUAUAAAUCUGCCAAGCCUUUCAUCAACCCCAUCACUGGUCACGUGGAGGAGCCGAUGCCGAACCCCAUCGAAGAGAUGACUGAGGAGCAGAAGGAAUAUGAAGCUCAGAAACUGGUCAAUAUGUUUGACAAGCUGUCAAGGCAGAACGUGAUUCGGCCAAUGGGCGUCAGGCCGGACGGGACGUUAGCACCUCUUGAAGAAACUCUCUGUGAUCCGCACGAGGACAACUCAGGAUCAGACUCAGACUAGUGCAUUACACUCCCAGGCCACGUUUUCCAGACUAGGCCCACCAGGCGCCCAACACAUCUCAAGCUAUGUCUCGUCUCCAGGGCUGGAUCCUCUGAUGGAUUCAUACAGGUGGGUUGUAAAUAUGAGCUGAAUCUGUGCCUCCAUAAUGAAAAAGACAGUCUGCUGCUGAGUGUAGAGCUGUUCCCAAAACCACUCAUCAUCACAGUCAAACUGAAUGCAAAAGUUAAACAAGACAGUGACCUGCUGCACUGACGGCUGUCUGUAGAUCACUCUCCAUUAAAUUUAAUAGACUUUUACUGUCAGUCAGUUAAGAUUAAAGCUGUCCAAUGUAUCAGCAGGAAGUUGCACUAAAUUGUCUGAAAUAGUUGCAGUGGUGAACUUCUAACAGAUCAUGUGUGUGUGUAUGUAUGUGUG